This is a messenger RNA of Clonostachys solani, 1092 nucleotides long. Lineage: Eukaryota; Fungi; Ascomycota; Sordariomycetes; Hypocreales; Bionectriaceae. The record is from the annotation of a GenBank genome assembly.
AUGCGUCUGGACUUAUUCCGCCCUCAGGCCCCGCUUCCAGAGGAUAAGAUCCUCCAAAUCAUACGCCUGUGGGUUGAAGAUGAAUACUGCAACCACGUUAUGAACAAUUUUUGUAUAGACACUUCCUAUAAGCCAUGCGCCGCCAAUGCAAUUGGUGAAUCGUGCCGGAACUCUUUCCACGAUUUCCACCAAGAUAUUUCGGCCAUAGAAGGCUGGACUGCCGAGGCCAUGUGCAACAAGACGGUACCCAUCUAUGUGACUGCUUCAGGCAGCAAAGACAUGUUUGGAGCAAAUCCCUUCCUUGAAUUCGAUAGAUACGUUUCACAAUCGCUCUUCUUCUGGCUUUAUAGCCGGUGGUUCCGCCCAUACCGCAGAGCCCACCUAGCUCCAGGCAUGGAGCCGAACGCCUUGGCCCGGGACAUAGUAUCGAUGCACAAGGCCAUCUGCUCCCAGGUCGAUUCAAUGGCAGGGAGACCCAAACCGAACCAUCACUGGAUUCCCCUCGACGAGAGGGAUGUGUACUGCGAUUCCCGCGUCCAUGUAAUGCAGCCCAUCUUUCGAGCACUCGUCAUCAUAUUCCCUUCUCAAAAUUGCAGCCUUUUCAAUCCUGACUUUGGCGCAAUACCCGUCUUCCUAGUCCUUACUGGCGUGACAGAAGGUCUCAGUGAGCCCAUUACUUUUGAAUCUCUCGGUACCAAAGCUGAGUGCCGGUGGUUUUCCGAUACUUUGAUCCAGCUACCACUUGAAGACGCGAUUAUGUUUGUCGAAAAGGUAGGGGCGCGUGAAGUUGCAGCCCACGGCCAACGCCCAGACCUUGCUACCAUGGAUCGGGAGCUGUACCAAUAUCAUCUCAAGCUCAACGGUUCGGACAAAGUGGCAGACGAAAUGGUUCGACUUGGAUGGGAGGGCGAGAUACGUCUGGAAUGCCCCAGUUCGGAAUGGGUGUGGAAUCCCAAAAAGUAUCCUGACUUGGCAUGGAAGUACUGGGGUAUGUGGCGAGAUCAGUUCAAGUUCUAUCUACUUUGGGAGCAUAGAAAGCACCUCGAAGCACUUGUCAACGACCCAGAAUUAGUGUGGCAUGAGCUCCGUUAG